Molecule: messenger RNA, 2481 nt
Organism: Xylaria bambusicola
Lineage: Eukaryota; Fungi; Ascomycota; Sordariomycetes; Xylariales; Xylariaceae
Product: PLC-like phosphodiesterase
Exons: 3
Coding region: 80-2086 (668 amino acids)
Biological process (GO): phosphatidylinositol-mediated signaling; lipid metabolic process
Molecular function (GO): phosphatidylinositol-4,5-bisphosphate phospholipase C activity
Source: RefSeq, a predicted model, not a curated record
AGCGAUCGAAUACAAGGGCUCCUCUUGUGGGCAACCCCUCAAAGCCCAAAACACGCUACUCAGCAUAAGGCUAUUCAACAUGGAGACUUCACCCCUCCCGCCCGACGACACCCUCCGCGAAGCUGGCGAUGCUCAGCCCGCGCCCCAAGAGGCUGUUAUACAAGAAAUAAAUACCCCGGUGAUGCCAUAUCUCGAGAGGAUCUUCAACGUACAUGCAAACCCCGAGAAAAGGUGGAUCAAAGACCAGAUCACCAGCUUCAUCCACCACCGUCAAGCUGACAAAGUCGCCGACUCCUCUAGCGAUAUUGCUGCCCAGGACGAGCUUGACUUUGCUGGCUUUCUACGACACAUGACGUCUGCAGCAGCAAACGCCUUAGCACCGCCUCCAGAGUCUGACCUUUCUUGGCCGCUGUCGAGUUACUUCAUAAGCUCCAGCCACAACACUUACCUCACUGGAAACCAGCUGAACAGUGACUCGGAUGCUGACGCUUACAAGAAUGUGCUGCUACGUGGUUGUCGGUGCGUCGAAAUCGAUGUAUGGAAUGGUGACGACUCAGAUUCCGAGUCGGACUCCUCCGACAGUGACAGCGACAGCGACAGCGAUGACGCAAAGGCAGCGAAGGGUACCAAGGGGCCGAGUCGAACGCAGAGAAUCGCGUCUAAGCUUCCCAGGUCGCUUACUGGUCGGCUAGAGAAGACAUCCAUCGGCAGCAAAUUGAACGUGAAGAAAGAUGAAAAAGCAACCGAACCUGCCUCUCAAGUAGACCAGGAGGGCGCACCUAGUGACUCGGCGUCUUUACAGAAAAUACCGAGCCCCAAGGCGGUAGCUGUGGAACCAAGGGUUCUGCAUGGAUAUACCCUCACCAAAGAGGUCUCCUUUCGAGACGUUUGCGAGGCAAUCCGAGACUAUGCUUUUGUGGUCUCAGAUCUUCCGGUGAUUGUCAGCUUGGAGGUACACUGUAGCAGUGAGCAACAGGAAAUAAUGGUUCAGAUCAUGAAUGAGACCUGGGCGGGGUAUCUUUUGCCCAAGCCAGAUGAAGAGGCCAAACAUCUUCCGGCACCCGCUGACUUGCGGCGCAAGAUCUUAGUCAAAGUCAAAUAUGCGCCACCUGGCACAUCAGCCGCGAACGAAGAGGAAGCCGACGAUCGCUUGCCCCCAGAAGCUCAAGCCGACCCCAAGUCGAAAGCCGCAGCGCCCAAGAAGCCGUCCAAAAUCAUACAAGCACUGUCUGCGCUUGGCAUAUACACACGAGGCGUGUCUUUCAAAUCGCUGACACAACCAGAAGCAUCGAUGCCAACCCACAUCUUUUCAAUAUCAGAAGGCGGUGUAGAAGAGGUGCACGAUAAAAAUGCCCAUCUCCUAUUCGAACACAACAAGCGAUACAUGAUGAGAACCUAUCCCUCGGGGAUGCGCAUCCAGUCGUCAAACCUGGAUCCACCCGUCUUUUGGCGCAAGGGCAUUCAAAUCGUCGCGCUCAAUUGGCAAAAGUGGGAUGAAGGCAUGAUGCUUAACGAGGGCAUGUUCGCAGGCACAGGUGGCUACGUGCUUAAACCGUUAGGGUACAGAGGGGGCAAAUCUCCCAGCGAGCUUGAGAGCAGCACCGAAAGGGCUCCCCCAGUACCAGAACAAGUGAUCUUCCACGGCACUCUCACCCUGAAGAUUACAGUGUAUGCCGCGCAAAACUUACCGCUCCCGCGCAAAGAUGACAAAGAGAAGAGUUUCAGACCUUACGUCAAAGUUGAGCUACAUACCGCGCCGCCACACCACCUCCUAGGACAAAAGCAUGAGGACGGACACGCUAAGGAAGGCGAGUAUAAGGCGCGCACGCAUACCCAGAAGGGCUUGAACCCGGACUUCAAAGGCGAGACUCUUGCGUUCGAGCGCGUGGCCGGCGUCGUCCCUGAACUCACGUUCGUGCGCUUCCUCGUCAAAGACGACGAGAUCGGACGCGACGACCUCGCCGCGUGGGCAGCCAUCCGGCUCGACAGGCUGCGCUCUGGCUACCGCUUCGUGCAUCUGCUUACCGCCAAGGGCGCUGUGAGUCCUGGCGCUAUACUCGUCAAGGUAGAGAAGACACUAGAAUAGGAGGAAUACAUCAAGUAGAGAUAUGAUGAGAACGCGAGGAGAAUUGUCAGUUUUGUGAGCCUUAUUUGGACGACAACGAGCUUUCAUCCGCUUAGCUGGGGCAUUGGGGGUAAAAUGCAUUAUAUGGUUCAUUUACACGUAAUCUUGGUGGUCGUUCAAUUAAGAGACAUGCUGGUCUGGUCCCGAAGUGAGGAUUCGGCUCCGGCGCGUCCCUUCGGUUCCGGCUGAGCUAAUUCGACUAUCCAGCGCGGGCUAGUCUUAUUACCGUGUGCGCAUCUCUCUCGGACAACUCGGACAAUUCAUCCACCCCGCUAUUCACCCCGCCCUGAAAUUUCGAAGUCAUGCUUUGACUUUGUGACAUGAUCUUGUCGUUCGGAUAGGCCGAUUUGUCAAAA